Messenger RNA from Octopus sinensis (East Asian common octopus), 357 nucleotides. RefSeq lists its product as uncharacterized. The record is from RefSeq and is a predicted model, not a curated record. The transcript has a single exon. Lineage: Eukaryota; Metazoa; Mollusca; Cephalopoda; Octopoda; Octopodidae. Bases 1 to 357 code for a protein of 118 amino acids.
AUGCACAUAUUGGGUCAGAUUAUCAGAGAGAACACUGUCUAUGCUGCAUCUUAUAGAACAUUACGAGAAGUAGAACUGCAUGCGGAACAGCAUGCCCCACAGGAAGAGAGACCUAUGUUUGUUGUGAAUUUAGUCCUCAACACGGAUCUCACUGCUGAUAGGCGGAAAUAUAAUUUACCAACAGAUAAUAAAAAAGCUAUGGUCUUCAGCAAUACGGAUGGCGAGCCAUCCUUCCACAGAGAUUUCAAGGUUCACCCAAGAAACAAUGAAGUCCCUAUGAUCAGUCUGAACAUUCUUAGUCCCAAUCUCAACCCAAUGACAUAUGUACUGUACUUUCCAUAUGGAGAGCCAGGCUAG